This is a messenger RNA of Gavia stellata (red-throated loon), 780 nucleotides long. RefSeq names its product aquaporin-2-like. Gene Ontology annotation, cellular component: plasma membrane. NCBI's taxonomy places the organism in Eukaryota, Metazoa, Chordata, Aves, Gaviiformes, Gaviidae. Gene Ontology annotation, biological process: transmembrane transport. The record is from RefSeq and is a predicted model, not a curated record. Bases 1 to 780 code for a protein of 259 amino acids. Gene Ontology annotation, molecular function: water channel activity. The transcript is spliced from 5 exons.
AUGGCCAUCGGGGAGGAGCUGCGGAGCGGGUGCUUCUGGCGGAGGGUGCUGGUGGAGGCGCUGGCGACACUCAUCUUCGUGGGGGUGGUGCUGGGCGCCUCGGCAGCCCCCGGGCCCCUGGCACCAGCGCUGGCCGGGGGGCUGGUGGCCGGGGCCUUGGCCUGCACCCUCGGGGGGCCCCAGGCCAACCCAGCACUCACCCUGGCCCUACUCUGCACCCGCAAGCUGGGUGCCCUGCGUGGGGCCGCCGGGCUCCUGGCCCAGUGUGCCGGGGCCGUGCUGGCCUCCGCUGCUGCUCGUCUGGCGCUGCCGGGCGACAUCGGCCUCGUCACCCGGGUGAGCACAGCAGGGACGGCGGGGCAGGCCCUGGCCUGGGAGACCUUUGCCACCUUCCAGCUAACACUGGCCACCUUUGCCACCAUCGACCAGGCGGCUCCCCAGGGCGGGCUGGCCCUCGGCAGUGCCGUGGCUGCCGGCGCCCUGGCCGCGGGGCCGUUCUCGGGGGGCAGCAUGAACCCGGCACGCUCGCUGGGGCCGGCCAUCGUCACCGGCAUCUGGGACGACCACUGGGUGUACUGGCUGGGGCCGGUGUUGGGCGCGGUGCUGGCUGGGCUCUCCUACGAGUUCGUCUUCGCCCCCGGUGCCUCCCGGGAGAAGCUGGGCGCCUGCCUCGCCUGCCGGGACGUGGCGCUGGUGGAGACCACCAGCCCGUCCCCCUCCUCGCCCUCUGCCCGCGGCCCCCCGGCCCCCCCGGCCGAGCAGGGCCAGGGCACGGACUGA